CCAGUACACGAUGGAUGUUUGCCGCGUUCGGUUGUGUAAGUGGAUCGCGAGUGAUGUCGCAGCAUGAUUGGUGUGCGUACCUUGUUGUGGUGUUUGUGCCUCGGCGCCCUCGCUGCUUACGCCAGCGCCGCCCGCGCCCAUCGCCUUCACCACGUUGUUCCUGCACGACAUAAACAUUCGGAAUUCGUUAAGGGCAAGAUAUGUAUCGGCACAAACGGUCGGAUGUCAGUACCCUCGAAUCGCGACACUCACUACAGAAACUUGCGGGACAGAUUCACCAAUUGUACUUACGUCGACGGCAACCUUGAACUUACUUGGUUGGAAAAUGAAACAAUGGAUUUGUCUUUUCUCCAACACAUACGAGAAGUUACCGGCUAUGUGCUUAUAUCAUAUGUUAAGGUAGCACACAUCGUUUUACCACAACUGCAAAUUAUUAGAGGAAGAACACUUUUCAAAUUGAAUGUAAGAGACGAGGAAUUUGCGCUUAUGGUGACGAUGUCUUCAGCUUUCACUCUUGAACUUCCCGCCCUAAGAGACGUUCUAAGGGGCAGUGUUGGAAUUUAUAACAAUUAUAACUUAUGCCACGUUAAAACCAUAAAUUGGGAUGAAAUCAUUACAGGAGUAAAUGCUUCAUAUGUGUUUGUUUAUAAAUUUAAAGUUCCAGAGAGGGAAUGUCCACCAUGCCACCCUAGCUGCGAGUUGGGUUGCUGGGGAGAUGGUCCUCUUAACUGUCAAAAAUUUUCUAAAAUAAACUGCAGUCCUCAAUGCGAUCAAGGUAGAUGUUUUGGUCCGAAUCCUCGAGAUUGUUGUAACACUUUCUGUGCCGGCGGUUGUACCGGUCCUUUACCCAGCCAGUGUCUUGCCUGCAGAAAUUUCUACGACGAAGGAACAUGCUCUCAAGAAUGUCCACAGAUGCAAAAGUACAAUCCUACAACAUAUUCUUGGGAACCAAAUCCUAACGGAAAAUACGCUUAUGGUGCUACGUGCGUAAGGAACUGCCCAGAGCACCUUUUGAAAGAUAAUGGUGCAUGCGUUAGAAGUUGCCCGCCUAACAAAACAGCAGUUAAUGGCGAAUGUAUUCCUUGUAAUGUAACUUGCCCGAAGACUUGUCGUGCGGAGAGACCGAUACACUCAGGAAAUAUAGAAAGUUUUAAAGACUGUACCAUUAUAGAUGGCUCUAUUGAAAUUCUAGAAAUGACAUUUACUGGUUUCCAACAUGUUAAUCCGGAUUAUUCAUUUGGAGAAAGAUAUGCGAAAAUGGAACCCGAUGCAUUAGAGAUUUUCAGCACAGUACGGGAAGUGACAGGAUAUCUGAAUGUACAAGCGCAUCAUCCGAAUUUCACCAGCCUUUCCUAUUUUAGAAAUUUAGAAGUGAUUGGAGGUCGCCAAGUAGUAGAAAAUCUAUUUGCGUCUCUAUAUAUUGUUAAGACUUCUUUGAAAUCGCUUGGAUUGAAGUCAUUGAAAAAAGUUAAUUCGGGGGCAAUUGCUAUAAUGGAAAAUAGGCAUUUAUGUUUUGCUGAUAAAAUUGCAUGGAACAAGCUGGUGAAAUCAAAAGACCACAAGCAAAUAAUUCAGAAAAAUGGAGAUAUUCAGAACUGUGAAAAAGCAAACAUGGUUUGCGACCCACAAUGUUCUUCGGAUGGUUGCUGGGGUCCGGGACCCGACCAAUGUCUUUCCUGUAAAAACUACAAAUUUGGCGAUAUCUGUAUCCAAAACUGCAGUGUUCACCCUGGACUUUACCAAUCGGGUACAAAAAUUUGCAAGCAAUGUCAUUCUGAAUGCCUUGAUGGAUGCUCAGGCCCCAGUCGUGCCAACUGCUCGAAGUGCAAACACGUACGCGAUGGACCUUACUGUGUAGCAGAAUGUCCAGACUCGAGAUACCCAUCAGAAAAUGGCACUUGUCAACCCUGCCAUACUAACUGCUUUAAUGGGUGUACAGGACCAGAAAACACCGUCGGAAUUGGUGGUUGCAAUUCGUGCAAAAAAGCUAUCAUCAGCGUGGAAGCUACAGUUGAAAGCUGCCUUAAAGAAAAUGAACCAUGUCCCGAUGGUUACUAUAACGAAUGGGUUGGAAAUGUAAUACUAUUAGAGGGGAAAGUUAAAGUAGUAUGCCGAAAGUGUCACCCAUUGUGCAGAAAAUGCACCGGUUUUGGAAUACACGAACAAGUUUGCCAAGUUUGUAAUGGUUUCAAACGUGGGGAUCAAUGUGAAGAUGAAUGCCCUCCGGAUCAUUUCACUGACGAAGUAGACAGAAUCUGUUCACCUUGUCACCCAGAAUGUCGUGGUUGCACCGGACUUACAUCGACAGAUUGCAUAAAAUGUGAUAAUCUAAAAAUAUUUUUAACUGACAUUAAUACUGGACCAUUCAAUUGCACUGCUACAUGUCCCGAAGACUUUCCACAUAAAAUAUAUUUCGACGAGCUGCACCAAAACCCCAUUGAAGAGCCAUACUGUUCAGCCCUAGCAAAUGGCCCGCCAGCAAUGUCAACCGCGAAAAUCCCAACCGUUUUGGUAAUAAUAUUGGUUUUGGCGGUUAUUUUUUUAAUAAUCCUAGCCAUGAUCGGAUAUACAUGUCGACAGAAAGCAAAAGCGAAAAAAGAAGCGGUAAAAAUGACUAUGGUUUUGACAGGCUGUGAAGAUAACGAACCUCUUCGACCAACUAAUGUGAAACCAAACCUCGCAAAACUAAGAAUAGUUAAAGAAGCGGAAUUGCGACGGGGUGGUAUGCUAGGAUUUGGUGCCUUCGGCAAAGUCUAUAAAGGUGUCUGGGUACCAGAAGGUGAAAAUGUAAAAAUUCCAGUCGCGAUAAAAAUAUUAAAGGAAUCAACAGGUGCAAACACAAGUAAAGAAUUUUUGGAAGAAGCAUACAUAAUGGCUAGUGUUGAACAUCCCAACUUAUUGCAAUUACUUGCGGUGUGCAUGACAAACCAAAUGAUGCUGAUUACACAGUUAAUGCCUUUAGGGUGCUUAUUGGAUUACGUACGAACACAUAAAGAAAAAAUUGGAUCAAAAGCCUUCUUAAAUUGGUGCACCCAAAUAGCUCGUGGAAUGGCUUAUUUAGAAGAAAAGAGGCUGGUUCAUAGAGAUCUUGCGGCACGAAAUGUCUUAGUGCAAACACCAAAUUGCGUAAAAAUAACAGAUUUUGGAUUAGCUAAAUUACUAGACAUUAAUGAAGACGAGUAUAAAGCUGCGGGUGGUAAGAUGCCCAUUAAAUGGUUAGCAUUAGAAUGUGUACAGCACCGAAUUUUCACACAUAAAAGUGACGUUUGGGCUUUUGGUGUUACUAUAUGGGAAAUUCUAAGCUAUGGUGCAAGGCCCUACGCCAAUAUAUCAGCCCGAAAUGUACCUGAACUCAUUGAAAAUGGGUUAAAACUUCCUCAACCAGCAAUCUGCACUCUUGACAUCUACUGUGUUAUGGUCUCAUGCUGGAUGUUGGAUGCUGAUAGCCGUCCCACUUUUAAACAAUUGGCAGAUACAUUCGCCGAUAUGGCUAGGGAUCCUGGACGGUACCUUGUCAUUCCCGGUGACAAGUUUAUGCGUCUACCAUCCUAUUCUACCCAGGACGAAAAAGAAUUAAUAAAGAACCUUUCAUCGGCAAUGGACGGACCAGAGCCUUUAGUAGAAGCUGAUGAAUACUUACAACCAAAGUUUAAAAAUUUGCCCGGCACUACUACAACUGUUUCUGUUGUUACGGCUGGUGUAGAAACUCAUACAGGAUCCUUAAAACCAGGUGCCUCGACAUCAUGGACAAAUAAUGGACCCAGAAUAGAAGGUGCGACCAAUGACAGUGCCAACAAACCUGAAACUUGGGAUCAAGAUUUAUUAAGAUAUAACAACACAAACAGUAAAUCUGAUGAUUCGGAUACUCGUCAUUAUUAUAAUAACGGAGUUUGUGCUUCUGAGAGCUCUAGUUCCAGAUAUUGUAGUGAUCCCAUGAAGUCUAGACCUGACGAAGAAAAUAAAUUCGACAGUAUGUCGAAAGUAAAAGAGGCACAAGUUGGAAAUCUAAAACUUAAUUUGCCACUUGACGAGGAUGAUUAUUUAAUGCCUUCUCCUCAACACACUCAAAACGCUUCCACUUAUAUGGACUUAAUAGGCGAAAGUGGGGAAGGACAGGAUAUAAAAGAUAUGUGUUAUGGUGGUUUUAUGGCGUCAAAGAGAUGUGUGGACAAUCCGGAAUAUUUAAUGUCAGACCAAAGUGUUCCAGCACAGACAAUUGGAAUACCCACGGAACCUUUGCCUCUAGAGAGUACAAGCGAGUGUAGUGGCAGUGAUUCGACACCGCAGCCUACAACUAGUAAAUAUCAACCCCAAAGAUCUGUCGAAGAAGAGUCAAUGUCCGAUCAUGAAUACUAUAAUGACUUGCAACGGGAGCUCCAACCAUUGCGCCGUAAUGAAACAACUGUAUAAAGCGUAGAAUCUUUUAUACAAUUUAGGUUUUACUUGUUAAUAGAGUGAUCUCUUAUAAUUAUAUCUACUUAAUGCGUGCAAGCGCUCAGCGUGCCAUUUAUCAAUGGCUAGUGUUAAUUGUUGAUUUUUUUGAAUUUUUAUUUUUAUAUUAGUAGUAUGUUAUAUCGCCACAGUAUAAUAGUAAUAAAUCAACAUAGAAUACCACAAGUAGAACGACUAUUUUCGAUUUAUCGUGGUUGAUAAUAAUUAUCAAUCAAGAAGAGCAAUGGAUGCAAAAAAGAUUCACUUAAUCGCUCCUGUCGAUCUUCGUCACGGCAAUGGUGGAGGACAAAUUACGAAAACGUUUCAGAGAUCACAACAUUGUGCAUUUCAAAAUGAGCUAGUAUAAAUGAAAGAAGCGUACUUUGCAAGUCAUUACUACGAAACUUUUCUUCUAUGCGAUCAAUGUGCUGCGAGAUGCGGAUAAAUAUGAAAGUGCAUAAUGUAGAGCUAAAGCGAACAGCGGUGGUAAUAAUCCAUACUAAAAUGAAAACUUGCUGUAGACACAGUGAAACAAGACAAUAUGGAUCAGAAAGUUUAUCCUACCCCAUCCAUAUUAACGGGUAUCUGUUAUUAAUUACCGCAAAAUACAGUAUAAAAAACUACCGCUAUAAUAAGUAGAGCUACACAGGAGAUACAUAAAUGGAUACGCCAUUUUAUUCAAAAUUGUACAGCUUUAAUAAACGAACUGUUUCUUAUUAUCGCCGGGAACAUCCGAGACAAAAAGGUAUCUUCACUAGAAAUACCAACAUGUAUAUGUUUAUACAUACCCAAAAUGUAUAAACAUCCGUCAGACAUUGGUUUAGCAGAUGAAACGAAAAGUUAUAAGACAUUAUUAAAGAUCAGUGCCACCCCGGAACAAAGGCUGCUAAUUAAAUUGAUAGAAUAAAGGGGAUAUGGGAUAUUUUGGCAGCGCUAAUCCAUAAAUUGUAUAAUGCUACUACCAUCCUAUUUGGCUUUGGUAAGGUUACAUAUUGAAUUGGAGAUCCUCAGAUAGUGUGUACUCAUACAUUAUCAUACUCAUAUUUCUUGGUCAAAGGACGGAAAUAAUUCAUAAAACUGCAAUGAACGGGCCCAGACCUUUUCUAGAAGCUAAUUAGUAGAAUGCAUGCAUGUGCCGUUACACAAACUCAACGUUAUUAGAUAAACAGAGUUGAAGCAUCUGAAAGGUCUAGGAUCCAGGUGUGGGGAAUCGAAGUCUGACGAUAUAAGCAAGUUGGAUAUAACUAACAAGUGAAAUUUGUGUACAAUCUUUCGACUUGACGAGAAUGAUCAUUAAAUUACGAAUAUUUUCAGGAAUAAAGUUCUUCUAUGUGGAAGAGUCUUCAAAUACUACCUGUAUCUGUUUCGAAAAAAUCGCGAAACAAGACGAAGGAACAACGACAUUACAUCUAUAUUAAAGAGACCAAUCAAAGUGCCAUACGAAUACGUCAAGGGACUCUAAUAUAUGCAUUCAUUACUAAGUGUGAGCAGAGCGAGUGAAGUGUGUUUUACAAACAAUACGUCGCUUAAAUUAUUGGAAAUACACAUGUUGUGGCCCUGAACUUGUGUACAUACGACACGUACAACAUUAACGUUCUUCAUAACCGAAACGAUACUUUGAAAUCAACUUUGGACGAAUUUGUUUAAAAUACUUAGACAGAAACGUGAUUAGAUAGGCCUGAUGAAUAAUUCAUCACCAAGUCUUACCUUUUAACGCAUAUUUAACUUAACCGAGAAUAAAUCUUUGUUGUUAACUGUUAUGAACUGUAAUUUGUAGAUAUAUAAUUUUAUUAGGUAUGCUAAUAGGAAACAAAACAAAAUAUUAUUUAUUAAUAAUAGGUUAAGAAAGGCUAUGUUUAUGUUUCAAAGUAUAGGUUUAAGCAAAAUAUUUUAAUAAAAGCUGUGAUAAUUAGAAUAAUAUUUAGUAGAUAUAAAUUUGUUACUUAAGUAAUGGAAUCGGUUUUCGGUGAAGAUUGCCAUUUAAGACAAUAUAAUUCAAAUUACUAUUAUAAACAGUAAAGUUAAGAUUACAAUGCAAUUAUUAUGAUUAAAAUAUGGUGAUUGUAGAUAAGUUAAUCAAUUAUAGCAAUUUCAUUCAAUAUGACUAUUUGUCAUAGAAAUACACUAUUGCUUAUGAAUUGUUAUGUUAAAUCUAUGAACCAUACGAUGAGCACUCAUGCUAGGUAUUAUUUAUAUGCAAAUGUGAUUUCAUCACUUCUUGGUGCAGCUUCGUUUUGGUCGCUUUUUUUAAAUAACUAUUUAUCAUAUAUACAUUGUAAUCAACAAUUUUUAUCGUUUACAUGCCAAUGCUUGCACAAAAUUAAAAAAAUGUAUACCUAGAUUUAAAAUUGUACGCAGAUACCGUGCCACUGUUAAUAGUAUACAUACGUUUUAAAAAUUAGAAUCCUGGUAGCUCUUAAGUUUGUAAUUAUGUUAAUAGCACAAGAAAUAAAGAUUUUAUACAGAGAAUUUUAAAAAUAUGUAUUUAUGGCUGUAUAUAAAUAACACUACAAUAAGAAUUGAUGAGCAUUAUCUUUAGCACAAACUAAGCUCAAUUUGUAUCCAAGUGACAACUGACAAUAUAUUUUUAUUAGCUAUUUAUAAGGUUUUAUUAAACCAAACCUCGAUUGCCAUGUAACUUGUAGAUAUAGGUUGUAAAAAUAUUUUAUGAAAUAAAAAUAAUUCGUGACCAAAUCCUUGAGUCACAAAUAUAUCCCAUUUAAAUUAAAUUUUGUGCCAUUAUGUACACAUAGAUUUAUAUAAUAUUUCUGUGUUCAAAAAUAUGCAAGCUUGCCUACUUAACAGCAAUUCUAGACAAUGAAAUUGAUUUAUGUUACAGAUAAAACAAUAGUUUACAUGGCUGAUUCAUAAAUGUAUUAGAAAACGUGGAUACUGUAUACCUUAAUAAAUAAUAGAAAAUA
Messenger RNA from Pieris napi, 7352 nucleotides. RefSeq names its product epidermal growth factor receptor (gene Egfr). Lineage: Eukaryota; Metazoa; Arthropoda; Insecta; Lepidoptera; Pieridae. Gene Ontology annotation, cellular component: signaling receptor complex; basal plasma membrane. The transcript is spliced from 7 exons. Gene Ontology annotation, molecular function: ATP binding; transmembrane receptor protein tyrosine kinase activity. The coding region runs from base 64 to 4410 and encodes 1448 amino acids. Gene Ontology annotation, biological process: positive regulation of cell population proliferation; positive regulation of kinase activity; protein phosphorylation. The record is from RefSeq and is a predicted model, not a curated record.